Poecilia latipinna (sailfin molly) is the source of this 1683-nucleotide messenger RNA. Its product is annotated as glycine N-acyltransferase-like protein 3. The record is from RefSeq and is a predicted model, not a curated record. The transcript is spliced from 5 exons. NCBI's taxonomy places the organism in Eukaryota, Metazoa, Chordata, Actinopteri, Cyprinodontiformes, Poeciliidae. Gene Ontology annotation, molecular function: glycine N-acyltransferase activity. Gene Ontology annotation, cellular component: mitochondrion. Bases 722 to 1552 code for a protein of 276 amino acids.
AUCCAUGACUCAAAAAUCUGCCUGGCUGACACUUUUUAUGGUGCAUUUUCAGUGUUACCAGAUGGAAAAACCAUAACAAUUUCCUUGAAGUUGGAAUUCUGUUUGGUAAAACUAGAGUUUGCCAGCAGUCACGAGUUUUAUACCCAAUAUGGCUGACUCAUAUAUAUGUUAUAAGCCUUUACUUCUGACAGUUUGCAUCUUAUUAACCCAAUCGCACACAUACUGUUAAAUAUCUAUUCGUGAACAUUUUCUUUUUGUGUUUGAAAACUUCUAACAGAGAGUAAUACAUUGUGAUUGGGCUUGUAUUGUUCAUGGCAAACAGUUAAUCUCAUUAUUUUCUGCUGGUAGAGAGUACUAAACUCGUUUGAGUUUAGUACUCAAAACGGCUUCAAAACAGAUCAAAUGUAGCAUGACUCAUUCACUCUACAAAUGAGUCAUGCAUGCUACAUUUAUGAGCAAGUGGCAAGAAGGAAGGCAUUUUAUGCCAGACUAACGCUAAACAAACAAACAAAACAAAACAAAAAAAAAAUUCAAAAGGCUUUUAUUUUACAAAACUUAAAACAGGAAGUUGUUUAAACUCCACAACUUGAAAAAAACAUGAACCGGUUGUUAAUCAUUUGUUUAUAUACGCAUAUAAAAAGCUGAAGCAUCGAGUUCAUCAAGGGUUUUCAACCUGAGACUCGCCAUAGAAAUUGAAAAACAAGCUACACGUAAACCAGACAUGAAGGUGCUAAAUAAAGACGAGCUUCAGAUCGCUGAGGGAGUUUUGCUUAAACAUUUCCCGAGGAGUUAUAAGGUUUACGGUUCCCUCUACACUUGUAAUAGGAACAAAACGAGCACUGCGGAAGUUGUUGUUGAUUCGUGGCCAGAAUUUAAAGUGAUCCUUUUGCGCCCGGAUCCUAAGAACAAGCGAUCCGAGGACUUCAUGAAGAGGGUGUCGUUCUUUAGCACAGAUGAGGAAGUUUUAAGGAAACUGUUGAGCGAAGAAGUUGACUGGAGCACUUAUUUCCUAAUUGGAGGAUUUGAUAUUUCCCAUGUGCCCACACUCAAAGAAGUUUCUUCAGAAAAAAGAGUGAACAACAGGAGCUUCACCUUGGUGCAUCUUAUGUAUCUUCCAGACAUCAGCCAUCUACGUGCACCAGAUGUUGACAGUCAACUUGAAUCAAGGAUUUCAUCUCUCAGCCUCUCCCACAUUGACAUGGUGAAUAAAACCUGGAAGUUUGGUGGGGAUGAGAAGGGUUACAGGCACUUUAAAAACAUUAUUAGCAACUUUCCAACCUGCUGCAUAUUGGACACUUAUGGUGUACCUGUGGCCUGGAUCCUGGUGUAUGAAUACUGCGCUUUGGGAAUGUUGUACACGCUUCCCGAGCACAGAGAAAAAGGUUAUGCCAAAGUUUUGAUCAGCACCAUGGCCAAAAAGCUCCAUGCAGAUGGCUACCAGGUUUAUUGUUUCAUAGAGGAAGACAACAUGGUGUCCUAUAAACUCUUCCAAAAUAUGGGCUUCGUUGAGGAUACUUCCUACAGAGCAGCAUGGUUUGAGUUUAACUUCUAACCUUGGAAAUGACUAUGAAGCAGCAGCUUUUAAUUUUUGUCAAAAUGUGAUUAAAUCUAAAGUGUAUUUUUCAAUUAUGCAUUAAAAGAUGGAUUUGCCUUUGCGUCAAAUUAAAUAAUAUUUUAGAUUCA